Molecule: messenger RNA, 12587 nt
Organism: Actinia tenebrosa (Australian red waratah sea anemone)
Lineage: Eukaryota; Metazoa; Cnidaria; Anthozoa; Actiniaria; Actiniidae
Product: dystrophin
Biological process (GO): synaptic signaling
Cellular component (GO): plasma membrane
Molecular function (GO): protein binding; zinc ion binding
Source: RefSeq, a predicted model, not a curated record
CCUCGCUUGACCGAAUCGCUUCGGAAAUGCUUUCUGAAUGUGUUGUGUUUUGACUUCACUCCACCUAAUAUUCCGUGAGAAAAGCAUCUCUGCGUCCAAGUUUAGCAACUGCUCUCUCACUUGAGCCUUGAACUUAGGGAGUAAAACGCAGGCGAGACGAAAUUCCAAGCUGUUAAUUUGAGUGUUUUGUGUUUUGAUAAUCAAAGUUCUUCUCUAUCAAACUACUGCAGCCUGUUGCUCAUUUGAAAGUCCUAAGCAGCUGUGUAGCUUUUGGCUCUUAUCUCAGGAGUGCUCAAGGCUUCUUUGGAUUACUUCAGUUGUUUAAAAGGUCUUUUUAUCGACGCUGGAAUUUGGCAUGAACUUUAUCUAUUAAUAACGGAAUUCAAAAGUCGCACGCGAGUGGAAUUUUAUCUUCGAGGAGUCGCUCAAAAAAGACUUUAAAAACUCGCUUCAGACUUCGUAAAUAAUGGAUUUAAACGAGCCAGACGAUAGUGGAACUUUUACUCUCAAGAUUAAGUCCAAAUCAGAUGAACAUGAAGGGACUCAGAGAAAGACAUUUACCAAGUGGCUCAACUCACAGCUUGCCAAGGCUGGCUCUGAUGUGCGUGUCGUCAACCUAUUUGAGGAUUUGCGGGAUGGCACAACACUUUUAACAUUGUUGGAAAUCCUUUGUGGCAAGAAAAUUAAACGUGAAAGAGGGCACAUGCGUGUUCAUCAUCUUAAUAAUGUCAACAAUGUCAUGAUGGCACUGGAAAACUACAAUAUCAAACUGGUAAACAUCAGUAAUAAUGAUAUUGUGGAUGGAAAUCCUAAAAUCACUCUGGGGUUGCUGUGGAAUAUUAUUUCACACUUUCAGCUUUUGAAUGCCCUUCAAACACUGAUGACUGACUUCAAGGGGACCCCCGAAGAGGCCUUAUUGCAAUGGUGCCGACAAUCGACAAAAGAUUACGCUGGAGUGAAGAUCAGUAACUUCACCACUAGCUGGAAAGAUGGUCUUGCCUUCAAUGCGCUUAUUCACCGAUACAGACCUGAUAUCGUGAAAUAUGACUCGCUGGUGGGAAAGAGUGGCACUUAUAACUGUGAAAAUGCUUUCAAUAUCGCUCGAGACCAGCUGGGUGUGGAUAGGCUGCUUGACCCAGAAGAUGUGGUGCGUGACAGGCCAGACAAGAAGUCCAUCAUGAUGUAUGUAGCUAUGCUGUACAGCAAGCUGUCACCUAAUGCUGGACUCAGCUCCUCGGGAACAGUUAGUGUCAGGGACUCCAAUGGAAUCCUCUCGACACAUGAUCCUUACCAGCGAACUGCUCUCUCUUCUACCACCUCAACGUCACGCACGGUGCAGAGAACCCAAGUGUCCUCCUCUGUCAAGAGAACAGUGACUUCCUCAUACUCCGCAAGCAGUUCUGAACAGAAGAAGAUCAAAUCAGGGUCUUCAACGCCAAAUGGCGGUCAGACGUAUAUAACCUCCAUGGAAUCCUCGCAUAUCAGAGAAAAACCUGUCCAACAAACAACUACCACUGUCGUCGAGCACGUUCUUGAACGCAGACCCGACUCAUUCUACGACUCGGACAGCAUUCGUAAUUCUGUCGGUUCGUUUCGGGAUUCCGAAUCCAAUCGAGACUCAAUGGGAGAGCGCGACUGGGAGGACUACAGUAGCCAGCUUAAAGAAGUCCUGUCUUGGCUGUCCAAAGCCGAGGCGAAGUUGAAGUCCCAACCUAUAGUGUCGAGAAAUGUUGACAUUGUGAAAGACCAGUUCCACGAGCAUGAAGAUUUCAUGAUGGAGUUGACUUCACACCAGACCAGCGUGGGAGGCGUACUAGAGUAUGGAAACCAACUGAUAAGCGAAGGCUUGGUCAGUGAAAAGGAAGAGAAUGAUAUUCGUGACCAGAUGAUCACAUUGAACGAACGAUGGGAGGCGUUAAGAAUCUCUGCUAUGGAAAGACAAACCUCGCUUCAUGAAAAUCUUAUGAAACUCCAGCAACACCAAAUCGAUCAACUGGCCAACUGGUUAAGCAAAGCUGAAGCAAGAAUCGAAGCCGUCAAUGACAUUGGUAACGAUAUAGACACUGUAAAGAGGAAGGUUGAGGAACACAAGGUUUUCCAGGAAGAUCUUGAGAACCAGCAGAAGAAAGUGAACUCCUUGACACACAUGGUAGUGGUUGUCGAUGAUAGCGCGGGAGAAAACACUACCGCUGAACUGGAAGAACAGCUGGCUCAGCUUGGGGAGCGAUGGUCGUCUGUCUGCAAGUGGACCGAACAGAGGUGGACUGUGUUGCAAGAUGUCCUGGCUAACUGGCAGGAGUAUCGUGACGAAGAAAGACGACUUUCUAAAUGGUUGUUGGAGAAAGAAAACCAGAUUAGUAGUCUAAAGCACAUUGACUUGAACGACCCAGAUUCAAUCAAGUACAACCUUCAACGUUUAAUAAGUCUCGAACAAGAAUUGGAAGCACAACAAGCAACUUUCGGUACGUUCAACUUGGCGGCAGAACGUGUUGCGGAACAUAUGGAAGAAGAAUCGCCUGGAGUGGACGCCAUUCAGGAUAGGAUGGAAGAAUUCAAUGAUCAGUGGAAUGCCAUCACUACGGAUGUGUCCAAUAGAAUCGCGCUGCUUAAAGGCCUAGAAUCUAAAAUGCAACCCUUCCAGUCAGAAAUCGACGAGAAGACGUUCUGGUUGAACGAGACAGAGGCGACCCUGAAAUCACCGAGGAUGAAUUUUGAUAACGACAAGAUGUCAAGUGAUGAACUAUCUCGACAGUACAUCACUAUCGAGGCUCUCGAAAACGCUAAAACUCAACGCAAACCAAGCGUGCUGGCCAUCCAGAAGAAAGGUGAAGAAAUCAUGGAUCAGAUCCGUGCACAAGGAACCAUACCAGUUACUUUUGAACACAAAUUCAAAACCUUCAUUGAACGAUGGGAGGCCGUCAGUAAGUUGAUUGAUGAGAAAAAACACAAGGCGUCCCUGGCCAGGCAGAGAAGGGAUGUGGUGGACCUGAGUACUAAAGUUGAAACUGUGGUGAAGGAAGUGGAGAGGUUUUUCGAUAGGCUUGGUGGAGUGCCUGAUAAUGAGUAUGAAAUCAAGGCACAGAUUGACCAGUGCAAGAACAAACGUGACGACCUCUACAGUAACGAACGCCACCUCAUCAAACUCAAAGACCUCUCCAGCAAGCUUUCCAAAGAAGACAGACAGACACCCAUCUUCCAAAUGUCUGUCAAGAGAAUGGACGAGCGCUGGACAAGCGUCCUGUCGAAACUCGACGACCGUGAAAGACGGCUGACUUCAACCUUGGAAUCAGGUCCUCCCAAGGAAUACUUGAACACAAUGGAUACUGUUCUGAUUAGUAUAAAGGCGGUUGAAACCAAGUUGGGUGGAGAUUUUCAGAUCACUGAAGUCGACUCUUUGGAAGACGAAAUACAAAAGUACAAGCAAGCGCAGACAAUGCUACAGGAACAGAAGAAAAACAUAGAUUACCUGAACACCGCCGGGGAAAAAUUUAUGAAGGCACUACCUCGUCAGAAACUCGAGCAACUCCGCCUUAAACUAAAUGACGUGAAUAACAAAUGGAAGGAUGUCUCAACGGUCAUUGAAAGACGUCAGACGCAGGCACAGAAGGGAAUCAACCAGAACAAGCAGUUUGGUGAUGAACUGAAAGAGCUGAAUAAAUGGAUGGCGGACGUGGGAGGGUUCCUUAAGGACCAGGAGCCCGCUGCUGGGGACCCCGAUACCCUUGAAGCACAGCUCGAUCAGAGCGAGGCCCUUCAAAGCGACAUCACCAAACUACAACGAAAACUCGACUCCCUCAACGAAACAGGCACCUACAUGCUGACCAAAGCGACCCCGGCGUACGCGCAGAAGGUGCGUGAUCAACUAGAUGACGUGACAAUCCGAUGGGACACGUUAGUGCGUCACGCAGGUCGGGUUAAAGAUAACCUCCUCGCCGCACUGGAGAAGUACCAAAAACUUAACCAUGACAUGAAGGAGAUGAGUCAUUGGAUCAUGCAGACAGAGCGGUCUAUCGCUGAUGAUGAUAGGGAUAUUGCUGCUGGGGAGAUUACGAGAGAGAAAAUGGAUCACUAUAAGGAGCUACAGCAAGAUGUUUCCAAGAGAGCCCCAGUGGUGGUACGCAUCAACACCACAGCCAAUCAGCUGGCAGAUCACACCAAGCAGGGAUCCGCCAAACCUCUUGUGGAAAAUCUUAAGAAGCUUAACAGUGAUUGGUCGAGGCUUAAGAACAAGGUGGCUCAAAGACAGCAUGAGUUCAAGAUCACCCAAUCAGAGCUCGAGCAGUUUAAUGUGGCUUUACAGAGAGACUACAAACUGAUAUCUGAAAUUGAUAAGGUGGCUGAAAGAAGCUACGACAGCCUGGAAGGGACUGAAAGCAGCCUUGAAGAGGCUCUGAGGACCCUCACUCGUCACCUCAGCCUAUUAAAGAUGAGCGGUCCUGGAUCGGUUGUCGACAUCGCGAACCAACUUAUCAAUAAGAAAAUUUCAAUUACUGCGGUAACGAAGCAGCGCGACGAGUUCGUAGAACGUAUGGAAGCGAUGAAGAAUCGCGCGGAAAGGACGAGGCAGGUACUUGAGGGUGAGCUGAACAAACGUCUACAAAUGAAGAGAGAUCUUGACAUCAUCAGAACCUGGAUAACUAAGAUCGAGAUACUUAUUACAACGAGGAUUAAUAAGUAUGAGGAAAUCGACGAACGGGAAAUAAAGUCGUACAAGGAGGAGUUGGUCAGCACCAGGAAGGAUUUGGAUCACGUGAAAAAAGUCGGGCAGCAGAUCGCUGAUAAAUCACCUGAAGACAAGCGAGGUGGUAUUGAACGAAGGAUUGAAGAAGUUCAACAAGAACACAGAGAACUGGUCAACAAAGUCAACAAAAAAUAUGAGGAUUUUACUGAGGCACUUACUCUCGCUGGCCGAAUCGAAAAUGAUAUGACAAGAUUGGAAACAUGGUUAGAAAAAACUAGAAAAGAAGCUAAACGAAGAGUGGAUGCUGGUUUCCCUGARGACGUGGACGAGGAAAUUAAGUGGAACAAGAAUACAAUCAAGGAAGUAACCGGCCACUUGUCCGAAGUCCAACGUCUGACCGAAGUGGGGCGAGAACUCGUUGACUUGAGCGAGACAGGUCAACUUGAGUCCCUUGAAGAUAGACUUACGCGUCUAAACAACACAUGGGAGGACUUGAGUUCACUCCUAGAACACAGAUUAACCCUACUUCCUAAAUACAAGACUCAAAUCAAAGACUUUGAAAAACUUGUGGAUCAGCUGAAUAGUUGGCUCUCCUGAAAGAAGAAGUCCACAAACACGAACCACAAUUCCAACUCAUCCAACAAAACAGCAACGAGUUCGUAUCCAAUGGACGUAACGUAAUGGAGCCUUAUAGAAGACUUCUCGAUAGAAGAUGGGAAGACCUUGAAGCCAAGAUCUCUGAUUUAGAAGAGGAAUUAGACUCGGUCAAAAGGAGUCAGUAUAAGAGUCGUGUAGAUACCGAGGUUAUAGUCAAGGAACGUAARAUGAUUAGUCGUCCCGGUGUUACUGAGGAGUUAGUGCGUACGGAGGAACAUGUGGGUACGGAAGCUGGGCUACCRAUGUUUGAAGAGACAAUUACUACCAGGACGUAUGCGAUGCCAGAUGACAUUGAGAUCAGGCUUGAAAGAAUUAUCACAGAAGUCAAGGAAUUAGAAGAACUUCUUAUGGACAUCGAGCGCCCUAAAGAACGAAGAACCGCAAGCUACGAGAUCACUGACAAAAUACAGCAAGCAGAAAGAAAAUUACACAGCCUUCAACCACGUGUCGAGACCAUCCUCAAAGAAAGCAAGAGCGUCACGUCACGUGACUCACCGAGCAGCGACACGAUACGUCACUCACUACUCGACUUGUCCGGGCGAUGGUUGAAGGCCUGUGAUGACGUAGAUCGCAACAAGCGAGCUGUAAAAAUCGUAACUAACUGGUAUCAAUUUAGAAGCAAUUUGGAAGAGAUCAAUAAUUCUUUGAAGAAAUAUGAGGGAGACGAGAAACCAGAACGCUACGUGAAGGAUCUUAGCGCUGAAGAGCUAGAAGAACAAAGAAAGAAGUAUGGACUGGUAAUUAGUGACAUCGAAAAGCUUGACAAGGAAGGAAUUCAAAUCAUUACUCCUUUGGAGGCUAACAGGAUCAAGAGAAGACUACGGGAAAUAAACAGUAGAUUUGAACACUACAAGAAACCAAAAGACGAUGUCACUUCCUACCGCGUGGUCGUACACACUGGUGACGUCAAAGAUGCCGACACACGUGCCAACGUCUCCUUCGUCGUUUAUGGCGACAAGGGCCGAUCAUCACCCGAGAUCAAACUCAACAAAUCCGAAACUUACGUCACACCUUUCCGACGUGACCAGCUGGACAUCUUCAACACAAUUGAUGUCCGUAAUCUCGGGGAGUUGACAAAGAUUAAGAUAUGGCAUGAUAAUUCCGGUCCUAAACCAGCCUGGUAUGUUAGGAGUAUUUAUGUACAGGACCGUAAGUCUGGCAAGGUUUAUCACUUUGAUUGUAACACGUGGAUAGGCAAGGACCAGCCUGGGGAGUCUAAGGACUUGAAAUGCAGUGGAUUCAUGGUACCUGAAGAAGGAGAAGAUGUCUUUACCAGACAUCGACUAGCUAAUAUAAGAUGGAUAACAACGUACCUCUACUCAUCACCUGAGAGAGGUAAGGGUACAGUAGGAUGGUCAUUAGUCGAGGAUAUGUCCAAGCUGUCGGACGAGGUGCAAGAGAUUUACAACACACUGAACUCUGCAGAAUUGAAGGGAGCUGAUUAUGAAGAUUUCUCGAACCAGGAAGACAAACUCAAGUCUAUUGGCGAUAAGAUGGAGAAUAUAGAGACAAGGGCAUCAGAUGUCUUUAACCGCAGUGAAACACUAACCCAUGAACAGUGUACCGAUGAUAGAGAAUAUGAUGCUGUGAAGAAGAGUGCUAGCAAACUACGCCUAGACUGGAACAACUUGAACAAGGAUUACAAAAUGCGCAUGGUUAGAUGGGAGAAGGCGCAGACCGUUUGGCGAUCAUUCCACUGCGACCUCAAAGACUUAACAUCCUGGCUGAACAGGGUCGAAAGAAUCCUUGCAGACAGUAAGAUGCCUAAUGGUGACCUCAAUGUGGAUGCUGCCAUGAGUGAACAAAGGAGUCUUGAAGAUGGCAUCUCGACGCAUGAAAGCAUGAUCAAUUCAGUGAAUAACAUGGGAGAUGAGAUAAUCCGUCAGUCCAACGCCAUGGAAGCCAGGAUGUUGAGGGAUAAAGUGUCUGGCAUUAAUAAAAGAUGGAAGAUGGUUGUAGCUGAUGUCGAUGACAGGAAAAAUAGAUUCAAGGAAGAAGAAAUGCAGAUUCAAGCCUUUAUGGAAGAGAGCGGCGACYUGCUGCAAUGGAUGGAUGAAACUGAUGCUGUUCUAAAACAGAAAGACGCACCAUCUGCGGACGAGAAGGCUCUGAAAGAACAGCUGAAGAAAAUAAAGGAAGCGGAAGCAGAAAUCGAUGUUAAAGACGACUCAGUCAAGUCUAUCAAAGAAACCGGCGAACGUCUUCUGACGAGAACCAUCUUCUCCAAACCCAACCAUGACAUGGUACGAACACGGCUAGACUUGAUGUUGGCGCGAUGGGAGAUACUACGCAUGGAUGGGCUCACUAGACGAAGAGCUGUUGAAAAUAAACUUACUAGGUUGACUAAGUUUCUCAGUGAACUUGAAGAGCUUAGUUUGUGGGCGUCAACCACACGUGACCUUUUGGAGACCCAGGCGAGUCUGAAGGAUGCCGGGAACACCGAAGAAAUGAUCAUCGAUCCCAAGACCGUACACGAAUCACUCCGAGCCAGACAACAAACACGUGACAACGUCAAUGAAACUAUGACAGCCUUGAGGCRGGAUAGUAAAAUUGAGUCGGCUUCAGUUCCUAAGCCAAUAGAAAACAAAGUCAAACUCCUUAAUGAGGACUGGGCACGAAUUGCUACCCAGGCCUCCUCUCUUUUCGCUAACAGAACUAAGCGAGUACAUGAGGAUAUUAUUGUGUCUGAAGUGAACCAGAAGACUGAAUCAAGUAUUGAUGGAUGGGAUACACGUGAUUCCCCCUGGCCAAAGUUCGACAAGGCUGUAUCAGAACUACACGUCUGGUUAGAUGACGUCACUGAUAUGAUGAAAACAGAGAAAAUCAUUCUGUCCGACAGCGAGGAGAUCUUUGCUUUAGCAGAGAAACAAAAGUCCGUGGACGAACAGCUCAAGAGCAAACAACAUCUACGAGACGAGAUCGCUGAGAUGGGCCACAGCUUGUCGGAAGAAGCCGAAAACCACGAAGACAAAAUGAUCAUCGAUCGAAAAGUCACCAAACUAAAGGAACACUGGGAGAACGUCCAAGACAAGUCGACAGUCUGGCGAGGACAAAUCGAUUACUUGUUGGAAGAAUGGAAACGAUAUGUGGAGUUACGAGAGGAACUGGUGGAGUGGCUACGCAAGGCGGAAGUCUACUUAAAGAAGGAGGAGAACCCUUAUAAUUAUACUGUUAGUGAUUUAGAUGAGCAGAUUAACAAGCACAAGGGGUUCGAGGAAGAUCUCGAGACCUGGAGAGGAAGUAUUACAGCAGUCACGCAAUGCGGAGAUAAUCUAAUCCAGGAAUUCCCGACCUACGAGGCUUCUGCCUUGAGACACAACAUGUCCGAACUGAAAGAACGAUGGGAAAACGUCAAGACAAAGUCUGAUAAUCGUCAUGACAACCUGAAGGACGCCUUUGAACGCAUGGUUCGUUUCCACGAAGAGAUGAUCAACGCACUGACAUGGCUGACAACCACCGAGUCUAGWGUUGCAGAACUCGACAGCUCAAUCGAUGCUGGACGAGGGGAAGAUAGAGAACAUAUUGACAAUCUAAAAUAUGAGCUCAAGAAUCUAGAAGAAGAUAUCAACAGCCACCAAGAAAUGUUCGCAUCACUAAACGAGAAUGGCCAACACAUGAUCACAGAAAUGGAGCCAGGUGACGUCCUGACGGCUGUUCAAACUAAACUCGAUGACAUCAAUGACAGGUGGCAAUCAAUUAACGUGCGCACGUUAGAGAUGCGAGAUAGACUCGAAGAAACAGUUACAGAAUGGCGCCAACUCUUGCUAGACUUGCAGGAAAUAAUGGAGUGGAUCAAAGCAGCGGAUCAAGAUUUGAAUUCUCAACAGCCAAUAGGAGGCGACUUAGAGGCAGUACAGACCCAGAAUGAGACUCACCAGGCCUUCAAAGGAAAGUCGAACGUGCGAAGGCUCAUGGUCGAUAGGGUCCUGGACUCGGGCCGGCGAAUGAUGGACGAAUACCAUGGUGAACGYGCCGCUGGUGAAGCAGAAGGAUCAUCGCGGUCGCGUAUUGCCGCCAACAUUGUUCAGCAGCUGGCGACUGUCGAUGAUCAGUGGUCGAAGCUUUGUCAACGAUCAGAAGAAUGGCAGAAAAAUGUCGAUGAAAAUCUUAGGAAGUUUCAAGUGCUUGACGGGCAAAUGGAGGAUGUCGAUGUGCGGCUGACAGAAGCUGAGCAGRCCAGCGUGACCUGGACACCAGUACAGGAUUUAGUUAUAGAGUCUCUACACGAACAAAUGGAAGAAUUAAAGAUGUUACAGGAACGUAUCGCUCAUCUACAACAGAUGUUUGAAAACAUGAGUAACACUGAAGGAGAGCUAAGACGGCGAGGGGUCACCUUCUCGGCCAACCURCAAAACAGGAUUGACCAGUUGUACAGACGCUGGAAACAGCUUCAGAUUCAAAUGUUGCAAAGACAAAACGCUCUUCAGGAUGCUUAUCCAGAAGGAGACAGCACCUCGCUUCAGGCAUUACAAGCGAGCGUAGAACCUCCAUGGGAGCGAGCUGUUGCCGUCAACAAAGUGCCAUACUAUAUAAAUCACAAGACAGAGACAACACAAUGGGAUCAUCCAAAGAUGACUGAACUCUAUCAUCAAAUAGCUGAAUUGAAUGAUAUUAAAUACAGCGCGUAUAGAACCGCCAUGAAGCUACGCUGCAUCCAAAGAGCAACAAGUAUGGACCUUGUCACUCUAGAAAACCUGGACAGCGCUUUCGACGCACACGGCCUCAAGAGAAUCAAUAAUAAUACACUGAUAGGGAUUCGAGAGAUGGUGGACACGCUGGCUACAGUGUACGAUAAAAUUGAGGUCGGACAAGAGAAUAUUAGCACUGCUAUCUGUAUAGAUCUGACCUUGAACUGGCUGCUUAACGUCUAUGAUAGUGGUCGAAUAGGCAAGAUUCGCCUGCUGUCAUUCAAGGUUGGCCUAGUUACCAUGUGCCGAGCUCUUCUAGAAGACAAAUACAAGUAUCUAUUCCGUCUGGUCGCUGAUAAUGAUGGACAUAUGGACCACAAACAAUUAGGACUUUUAUUACACGACUCAUUACAGAUACCUCGACAGCURGGUGAGAUAGCAGCUUUUGGUGGAAGCAACAUUGAGCCAAGUGUACGAAGCUGCUUCGAGAAGGUUGGCGCAAGAGACAGAAUUGACGCGCCUCAAUUCUUAUAUUGGCUCAGCGCGGAACCACAGUCCAUUGUGUGGCUACCAACUCUACACAGACUCGCUGCAUCUGAAGCAGUCAAACACAAAGCCAAGUGUAACAUCUGUAAGGAAUACCCUAUAGUGGGAUUCAGAUUCCGUUGUCUUAAGUGCUUUAACUAUGAUUUAUGUCAGAGCUGCUUCUGGUCAGGCCGUGUCUCACACGAUCAUCGUCUCACUCAUCCAAUGCAUCAGUACUGYUUAUCGACUACUUCCGGUGAAGACGUCAAGGACUUCCUAUCAAUCGUGCGAAAUAAGUUCAAGAAGAGGCAGUACAAGAAAAACCCGCCAAGGAAACUAGGCUACCUACCCAUACAGACUGUCAUGGAGGGCGGCAACCUGGAAACGCCACCAAAUCCUUUACUCCAACAAAACGUCAAUAACGAGGUUCACAACAGACUUGGCAUGUACGCCCACAGGCUCGCAGAGGCUGAGACGAACGGUGACAAAUAUAGUCCUAAACAACUUGAUGAGGAACAUCAACUUAUCGCACAGUAUUGUCAAAGUUUAAAGAACGAAAACGAAAGUGCGGACGCACCUCGUAGCCCUACGCAAAUUGUUAUGUCAUUAGAUGCAGACGAAAAAGAUGAUUUAGAAAGUGAAAUCAAUAAACUCGAGGAUGAAAACAGGGCUCUUCAAGAAGAGUACGARCGACUAAAAGCAAUUCGUGACGAGGAACRUCCGUCAGAAGGGGAUUCGUCACCAGGCCCCAAAGCGCGAGAUGCCGAACUACUGACUGAAGCCAAACUGCUUCGUCAACACAAAGGAAGACUGGAAGCGAGAAUGCAAGUCCUUGAAGACCAUAACAGGCAGCUAGAAGCACAGUUACAACGUCUGCGACAACUCUUAGAUCAACCGAAUCAAGAGAACCGAAGCCCGCCUGCUUAUUCCCGGGGUACAACCCCUGCGUCAUCAGCAUCCUCCCUUGGGGACCCCCCAGGUCGAUCGGCGGCGCGGUCGCCAAGACCUCGGGGCCUSGAAAGCGACACAGAGUCUGAUCAGGGUAGGAACGCGUCGCCUGUAGAAACAAGGAAAACUCAAGAUUCUGUUAGUGAUCUAUUCAGUACGGCUCAUGAUGUGAAUAAAGCAGUCGAAAACCUUGUUCAAGUCAUGACUGACGACGAAACCACGUGAGCAACCCAACAGACCAAUCAAUCCGAAAGGAAAAAUCACAUGGAGUGAUGACUUAAUACCACACAGGGAUCCCAUAGAUAAUGAAAUAAUUUUAGUUGAAGGGUAAAARCUAGGUAACACAGGGAUCCCGUACAUGAAAAUAUAUUAAUUGAGAAGGCCUAGGAGAGACAUAUUCAUAAUAAUUUUAGGAGAAUUAUUAAAUUGUAAAGAAAACAAAAGGUAACCAUAGCAACCAUUGUUGAAAAUAAUUAAGAAGGCAGCAAACCCAAAAGAUUGCUUGGACAUAACCAUGCAAGCCCCGUUGGCCAAAUACUACGUAAAAGUCUUUACCAAGGAAAGGCUUUCWUUUACAUUUGACGACGAAAUUGUCCUUGGUAAAAACGUUUUGCAACAAAAUGUCARAAUUUUUUUACUUUUCGAUGCAAAAAUAUUACUCGUUAUUGGUUAUAAAACUUGUUAAUCUUGUUAAGARUUUUACAUGCUGAUGUGCUUUGCGACCGAUCCUUUAUGUAUAACCGUGAGGGACUAAGUUUAUAUUAACUGCAAACCAUUGGGGGAAAUUUAUUCUCAGCCGUGCAAGUUUAAUAUUAACUCAAUAUUAACUUAAUGCACGGAAAGGUUACUUGAACUAAUCUAAUAUUAAAAUGUUCAAAAUAUAAUUAUAUAUUUUUGUUAACAGUUUCUUUGUAAGUAAUACUUUCUUAGCGCCCAAGAGAAGCCUGGGUCUUAUUGGCAACGAAGGGAAAUUUGCCCUAUUCUAUUASGUGGCCUGCAGUAAAGGCCAGCCAAGCUAGCUGACUCUUAGUUUUAUCAUCCUUCAACUGGAUAUUUUAUAAUCUACACCUAUACAAUUACUAGGUUAUUUUAUAUAAAGUUCAUGUUUUGUAUGGAUUCAGUAAUGAAUUAAACCACUAUUAACUAUA